Acanthopagrus latus (yellowfin seabream) is the source of this 4050-nucleotide messenger RNA. RefSeq names its product matrilin 1 (gene matn1). The transcript has 10 exons. Lineage: Eukaryota; Metazoa; Chordata; Actinopteri; Spariformes; Sparidae. The coding region runs from base 1077 to 2555 and encodes 492 amino acids. The record is from RefSeq and is a predicted model, not a curated record. Gene Ontology annotation, molecular function: calcium ion binding.
GGAGGGAAAAGAGGGGUCUCUAUGUGGGCCUGUAUGUGGACUCUAUGGAGAGAUUAAGGAUGUGUAUGUGAGCACGUUGAUGAAAGUGUGUUUUUCUACUGUGUUUACUCCACUGGGGCCCGCUGCCUACCUGACAGUGGAGCAGGAGGUGAGAGGAAGAGUCAGGCCGAAAGGAGGAUUUAGAUUUUGGGCUGGUUUGCAAACUUUACCUUCUAUUUUUAUGUUUUUGUGAUCUUUCCUGUGGUAGCAUUGAUCUCAGUAUACUAAAUUCAAGUCUGAGGCUUUAGAAUUUCACAAAAAACGCAAAGCAGGAAGGAUGAGAGAUGGAGGAGAGAAAAGUGGCAGAAAAUGUCACAAACUGAACUGAGCUGAACUUGAAUUGGCUCGUACGCUCCAGGUUAUACAGAAAAAAACGCCCGCUUAUGCAAAAAUGCGCGCACACAUCCCGACGCGCGGGGCGGCGGGAACACUGUAGGCUGUGUACGGCGGCUCUCCUUCACUUCCGCACCAUAAAUGUGUGUUUGCUAUACGAGGGAACUCGGGGGAGAAAAGAGGAAUUCAUGUUGGUGUUUAUUUGAGCUUUGGCCAAAUCCAACCUGGGGCGGCUGCGUUGGCGCGCGCUCACUCUGCACCAAACCCCAGCCGCUCCUGUACCCCCAGCCAGACACACACACAUACUGUACACACUCAGGUACUGGAGUGCACACACAAAUUUUACUAUUCACACACACACACCUACCUGUCCAUCCUAGCCAUAUCAAGGUGUGUUUGUCUUUCCAUGCCCACCAUUUUAGGUCCUCCCCAAGCAGGUAUUUCCCUCUCUUUCCCACAGACACGCACACAUUUUCACACACACACACUGCUACAGAGGGGGCCUGUCUGUGGGCAGACUCAUGUGAAGCACUUGCAUUGAUAACCUGCAGCUCAGAGUCACUCAGUCUCACUUUGUGGCCGUCCCCCUCGCCUGGAACUCCCUUCGCCCUGCUCUGUCUCCUUUCUGGCUUCUAGCUCCAGGACUGUCUGCGGACACACUCGGACCCCUGCGUUCACUCGUCACCCCUUCUGUCGCUGUCGCCAUGUCGCCUACCCCACCGUUGUUCCUGCUGCUGCUCGGCCUCAUCGGGGCUCAAGCCACCACUGCUGUGGACCUCCGCACUGCCGCUGCCAUGGCGGCAGGUUUGUGCAAAACUCGUCCCACAGACAUCGUGUUCAUCAUCGACAGCAGCCGUAGCGUUCGCCCUUCUGAGUUCGAGCAGGUUAAGGUCUUCCUGGCGAAGGUCAUUGAGGGGCUGGAUGUUGGACCCAACGCCACUCGUGUCGGAGUUGUCAACUAUGCCAGCCGCGUCAAGAAUGAGGUGUCUUUGAAGACACACAAGACCAAAGCCGGACUGAUUAAGGCCGUGACCAAGAUUGAGCCCCUGUCCACUGGAACCAUGACUGGUCUGUCUAUCCAGUUUGCCCUGAACGUGGCCUUCAGUGAAGCCGAGGGCGCUCGCGUCAAAUCUCCUGACAUCAGCAAGGUUGCCAUUAUCGUGACAGACGGGCGUCCCCAGGACAAUGUGAAGGAUGUGGCCCAGCGUGCUCGGGAUGCUGGCAUUGAGAUUUUUGCCAUCGGUGUGGGACGUGUUGACAUGAGCACCCUGAAGCAGAUGGCCAGCGAACCUCUGGACGACCACGUGGACUACGUGGAGAGCUACAGCGUCAUCGAGAAGCUCACCAAGAAGUUCCAGGAGGCCUUCUGUGUGUCGGACCUGUGCGCCACUGGGGAUCAUGACUGCGAGCAGGUAUGCAUCAGCAGCCCCGGAUCAUACAAGUGUGCCUGCAAAGAUGGCUUUACCCUCAUGGAUGAUGGUCGCAGCUGCAGUGCUUGCAGCAACUCUGCGACAGAUGUGGUGUUUCUGAUCGAUGGCUCUAAGAGCGUCCGUCCUGAGAACUUUGAGCUGGUCAAGAAGUGGAUCAACCAGAUCAUCGACAAACUGGACGUUUCUGACAGCAAGGCUCAUGUUGGACUGGUGCAGUACUCCAGCUCAGUCAGACAGGAGUUCCCCCUGGGCCGCUACAACAACAAGAAAGACCUGAAGGAUGCUGUGAAGAAGAUGGCCUACAUGGAGAGGGGAACCAUGACAGGCCAGGCUCUCCGCCAUCUGAUAGACAACAGCUUCAGCGCCGGUCAGGGGGCCCGGCCCGGAGUCACGAAGGUGGGCAUUGUCUUCACCGACGGACGCAGUCAGGACUACAUCGGAGAUGCUGCCAAGAAGGCCAAGGAGCAGGGUUUCAAGAUGUAUGCUGUUGGAGUUGGCAACGCAGUGGAGGACGAGCUGAAAGAGAUCGCCUCUGAGCCGACUGGAGAGCACUACUUCUACACAGCCGACUUCAAGACUAUGACCCAGAUCGCCAAGAAGUUGCAGAUUAACAUCUGUCAAGAGGAGGACCCAUGCGAAUGCGACUCCCUUGUAAAGUUCCAAAAGAAAGUAGAAGAUGCCCUUCAGGCACUAACGAAAAAAUUAGAGAGUAUGUCGAAGAGGAUCGCUCUGCUGGAGAACAAAAUUGUCUGAGGACUCGCAUCUAACUCUUCCUCAAUCAUCUGCACACACACACCCACGUACACACACAACCACACACACAAACAGUCUUAACUUCCUAUAAAAUGCUGGAGAGGAGCCUGUGUGUGUGUGAACCCUGACCUCUGCUUGUCUUCUGAGCUCCCCCAAACCACCUCUGCCCCCUCCUCUCUCCGUCUUACCUCUUCCACCCUUGGGUCUCCUGGGACACGAAGCGCCGGUUGCCAUGGGGACCAUGCCUUUGUGUGUGUGUACGUGUGCUCCGAAGGUUAUCCUCCAUAGCCAGCCUGUGUGUUUGUUAAUAAAAGUCUUCCCUCAUAGGGAAACGGUAUAUUGAAGGGUUUUUCUUUGUUGCUGCCACAAUGUUGAAUUUCCCCAAACCCCCAUCGAAUCUGCCUUGUCAUGUCAAACGGAGCAGCACAUCACCCCCACUUGUCUGUCUGAUUAUAUCUGUCACUGUCAUCUUUCCCUCUCUCUCCUCUCACAUAUGAAGACUUCAUCUUUCCUCUCUUACCUCCACACAAAGGUAUCUGAUAUUAUAUAUGGUAUAUAUAUAUAUAUAUAUAUAAAUACAGGUUAUUUAAUAUAAGAUAUGUCUGAUAAUAAGGGUAUACCAGUGAUGUCUUUUUUAUUUUCCUAAAUAAAGGUGAUUCAGGAAGUACUUAAUAUAAACUGUGAAACAAGUGUAUGCCAAAUUAACCUUAGAGACACAAAUGCAUGCAUGGACACAAAGAAUUUCUUACUUAUACACCAUUUAUGUUGAUGAUUAAAUAUAAUUAAGUAUAUAAAUUACCCAGAAUAUUCCCCUGGUGUUUGGCUCCACAGUGUGGGCUGCGAGGAUCACAAGGACACAGUCAGGCGUGCCCAGCAAAAUGGUUUUUCUCAACAGCAUUCCUUGUAAGGGCAACUUCAUCAUAACUUCAUCUGCAUUCAUUUUUUGAAAUACAAAAAUGUGGAUCUAAAUUCUAGUGGGGAUUUGUGGGGUUGGCUGUCCAGAAAGAAUUGCAGAAAAUGACAUUGAUUACUUAUUCGACUGAAACAGAAUGAUCAAGGUAGUCCUUACGUUUGUAUUUAUUUUUUUCAACUAGCAUUAACAUAACAUUUGCUGUUACAUAUUAUAAAAUGGAGAUGGAGCAAGGAAGGACAUUGCCUCAGGCAGUGGUGAGAAUGAUGCGUGUUUUAUUGACAUUGUAUAGUUUGUGUAAUUGGUUAAUAAAUGGGUUCAAGUAAUAAACGCAGUGGUGGAAAGAGUAACUAAGAAUGUGUGCUCAAGUAUGAGUAAAGUUAUAUACUAACUGCAAGUAAAACUACUGGUAUUAAAAAUGACGCUUAAGUAAAAUCAAUUAUCAAAUUAUGAUUAUAAAAAUAACUAAGCAGAUUACAUGGUGUAAUGCAUAUGAGUAGGAGUAAAGUUACAGACUUAGAUUAGUUAUCUAAACCAGAAUAUUUAAAUUAAAUAUCACAAACAUACAGGUAUUUACAGCCAGUA